GUCUUUCACUGUCGUUAAAUCACUCCGACCUCGUCUUUUUUGUAUCUCGGUCUUUCUGUCUUCUCUCUCCCCAUCCCUCUCUCCCUGUCCUUCUCUCCCCUUCUUUCCAUCUCUCUCUCUCGUCCCGUCACCGGACAAGGUAUUCCGGGCGGCAAUUGAGUUAUACGUCACCAAGCCCUUCCCACUAUCUACCAAUCGGUGUAUAUUACCUUCCAUUCCCCCUUUUUUUACUUUCUAACUCCUUCCUUCCCGCUUUCGGAAUGCUGGAUGUCGGUGUCAUCCGUCCGUUAAUAAAAUCCACUGUUCCCAUCCGUACUGGUCGCAUUUCAAUUCAUGCUUUCAAUCGCAUCACUUCACCCGCAAAACUGCUCUCCCUCUCGAUCACCAAUGUGCUUUUCUUCACUGACACUGCGGCUUUAAUCAACUCUUCUCUUGCAAAGUUGAUUUUAAUUUUCUUUUUGCUUUUCCUCCGAGCCCCUUCGAUCGCAAAGUUGCAUCGAGGUGUCGUCAUCGUAGACAUCAGAUUCAUUCAUAAAAAGGCCGAUUUGGGACAAAAUGCUGGACGGCAUCUGUGUGAUUUCUUCCCUGUGGAUAGGUACUAUCAUCUAGUCUUCAGGCCCUGAAUUUUGUUACCAGAAAUUGACUUUGAAAGAAAAGGUAAAGCGAAGCCAACCUUCCAACAUCUCUUCACGAGGAUUCGACAGGAGGAAAAUCAUCUCAUGGAAUAGUAUUUUGGAAACAUUAGAUUGCAUGCCAUCGCUGAAUAAAGACGAGUCUUUAUUGAUAUAAUUUUUUCAUUUGGAUAUCUACACACGAGAGCCUGAUCUGUGGCGAAAGAAAGACCAGUGGUAUUUACCGGGAAACGGUCAUCCUUUCUUCCAGAACCACUGUAUUUUAUAAAUAUAUAACCUAUUUUCGUACACCCCACUGUACACCACCAAUCCACAAAUCAUGUCAUCAUCUACGCUAUCAUCGCAGACGUCAUCGACGUCGUCGUCAUCGAGACCGCGGUCAUCAUGGCUCCAGGUCAUAUGCUUGACGGUCAUCGUGUACAUUUUUAUUUUCUCUACUGCAUGCUGCCAAGCCGUGCCCAUCUGGAAGUCCACCUCACCUCACCAGCUGAGAUCAAUGAGUGCUAACAAGAUCGACGACGAUAUCGCGACGGCCGCCGGCGGCGGAAUCCCGAGUUUGCCGGCUGGUGACGGCGAGUUCGACAGCCCCGAGUCGAUACUGGAGAGAUGCAUACAGGCUUCAGCGGAUGGGGAUAUUGAGGAGAAUGUUUUUGUAAAAACUCUGUGUACGCUGGCACUAAUUCAUACCCGACAUACUAAUGACCAAACAAAUCAUCAAGGAUAUGUUAAAAGAGGUGCCUCAUCGGAUAGAUCUGCCUUUGGCGCGUUUGGUCGGUUUGUGACCCGGUUACGGUUACAUGCCGACGAGGUAGCCGACUACCAAGAAAAACUGAACCGACUACAAGCACUGGGCAUACUCGAUCCGGAUUACAACCUCAUAUCCGUGCCAUCCGAAACAGCGAGUCUGAUGAAACAACAGGGAUAAAUUAUCACCUAUUGACUAAUUGUCCAAAAUUUUCUUGUCCCAGUCGUUUUCCAGAGAGAACGCUUUAGCCAGUUUUUCGGUUUGAAUUAAGCUCGACUCACGUUUAAACCGGCCAACUGGAGAACCGCAAAUUCGAAUGAAUUCAACGUAAAAUAAAGACUCAUCUCCUUGAAUUUCAAAGCCAGUUUCUUUCUUUGAUUUGAACAAAGAAAAUGCUGUUGCUCAGUUUUUUUUUCCGAUGUCAGCCUGUUGAUGCAUUUUCAAGUCGGACUGAUGACAGAGAAAAGACACCAUAUCUCAGACUUAGGCAACAUUGCUCAUAAUUUGGGAGAAUUAAUAACGAAAUCGUCAAUUAUUCAAUCGCUUGAUCAACUACUUUAUUUUACGAGUAUCUCUUCGUAUUCAAUAUGGUGAAUGAGUAAACCGAUGGGUCUUAUGAGAGAGAAGCCUGAACUUUCCCUAGAACUAUUGGAUUUUAUCAUGUUUCAUUGUGUAGGCCUAAAUAUUAUGAUUCGAAGGACUUCGCUUUUUUUCUUAGCUGGUAAAUUAAUGUACCCUAAAUGGACACAUUCCCAAUCGCUUGAGGGUUUUUUUUUGCCAAGAGAUCGACUGUCCAUUAAACUAUUCCAAAAAUAUUAGGCACUAAUCUGCACACCAGAUGGCGCUCUUACUAAUAAUUCAAUUUGACGAUAAAUUAUUGUCAACGGUCGGAGCGCUUGAAUGGACUCUGUGUUCAUCAAAACCAUUUUCAUGAACUGGCUAUUUAUAGCUCUGGAUUGCUUCUAUUUAUUUUAUGAUGUCCAAUAGAUAAUCUCAAUUUGCUUUAUACUAUCAUAUUUUCUCUUUUCUUAUAGAUAUUUCUUUGUUUUGGCGAUAGUGCAAUAUUACGUAUUUAUGAAGGUUUUGUAUAGUAAAAGUAUUCUUUGCGUCUGAAAAUAUAUUUUUUUUGUUAAAGCUAUGCGAAUACUUGAAUUAUUUGGUUGAAAAUGUCCGGGUCUAAUUGAUUUUGAUAUUAAAAAUGACUAGUCUUAACGACCAUGAGUAAACCAUUCCAAGCUAAUAUGAGUGGUUGAUCAUUGUAAUAAUUUUCAGUUACAUUACUAAUCAUGUUCCUGUAUCACAGUAAUCUAUUGAAUAAAAAUAAACGGUUAAGAUUUACCCAUAUGCUUAAGUUGGAUGUCUUGUAUCAAGCAAGCAAAUCAAAAUGGUCACGGACAUUACUAUGUACUACUCAAUGGCCCCUCCUUGUCCGAAUUUGGCAUAUAAUCUUCAGCCAACAAUCAUUAAAAAUGGAUAGCGUCUUAUAAAAAGUCGCACAAACGAGACAAAUUAUAUCCCGUUUUAAUUCCAUGUAAAGUCGAAUGCGUGUGAUAAGCAUGGUGUAAUUCAAUAUGUGAUGACGUAAUGUGUGAUGACGUAGGCGAUCACAUGAUAACGAACAGAAGUUAUUUUAUGUAUUAACAAACAAAAGCAAAACAAACGUCCAAGAAAGUACUACUAUAUGCACCGUUCUCUGCCGAUGAUGCACGCUUGUAGCAGUUCUAUUUAUUUCUCUAUAAAAUAAAUAAAGUACUACGGUUUCAUUUCUAAAACGUCAACUUGUUAUGGAACGUACUUAUUGAGCUUUAAAACGAUUAUAGGCAAAAAAGCUGCAAUUAGCACGGAUGUAUGACAGUAUGUCUAAAUAAUAAUAAAUAAAUGUCUAAAUAUUGUGAUCAAGCAAUUCUUGAUGUUUUUGACAGAGUAUUUACAAGGAAAACAAACAACUCGUUGGCAUGUUUAAAAAAAAUGCAAAAAUUCCGUUUUCUAUAUUACAAACUUCGAGACACUUUGCAAAUAAUAUCGCACUCAUUUAGUAAGCCUCCUGUUUUUUUAUGUCUCAUAUCAGAAUUCAAACUUAUUUGAUAGAAGAUAAAAACUAAUAUCAGGGAAGUUAUAUUCCUCUUUUGAAAAAAAAGUGUAGACUCACUUGUGUUUGCAUGUUAGAAUAAACGAAGAUAUUAAUGCGAUUACGUUUUUUUUUAUCUGAAUAUACUUUCUAUCACACUAAACUGACGAUACAAUUUUCGAGCAGUUUCUUUGACAGAAUGAUAACGAUGACCACUCAAUGUGGUUAAAACUCUACUACUUAACAAAUUAACUUAUAUUCUCCUUUAAGUCUCUGUUAAGUAUUACGUGGUAAUGAAAUACAUUACGUAAUAGCUGACAAACUAUGCUAACCAUAUUGAAUGGCAAUGACCCGGUUAUGAUAUAGUUAUGUUAGUAUCACUGUAAUUGCAAUGUACAUACAAAUUAUUUUUUAUGUGUUUGCUGACUGUUCAUAAAGUAUAAGAAACAUCAGAAGAUUUACAUUUGAGUCCCAGAAAAUGUGUAUGGAGUGUGGUUUCCCUUCUCACUAUAGAAUUGUAAAUAACAUAGAUGAUUAUCAACGGAGGGAAAACGACAAGUAUUUAACGAUCGUAGAUGGCGCUGCCAAGCUCUGGUAUUCAACUGUUUCUCAACCAAAAUAAUGUUAUGAUGGUUCGUCAAAACGAUUUUAUAUUCACCUUUUAAAUGUUGAACAAUUAAGGUGCACAAACGUAUCACCAAAGGGUUAUUUAUUUCCAUGUUAUCAUCAAGUUAUGUAAGUUAUGUGAUUAAAACUUACACCUACCGUAAAACAACCCAAACCAGUCAAUCGUUUAGUCAGAAAACAAUCGGAUUGAACAUUGCUUUCCUAAAGCUUAAUAAAAAAAAAACACGCGGUGCUUUACCAGUUUAGAAUCCGUUUAAAAUCCAUAUUUUUAAAGCCAUCGUCACGCCAUUGUCGAUCGUAUCUUUAUGUGAGAAUUUUGUUUGAUGAAGAAAGUCUGAAAUAAAUUGCAUGAUCUGAGUAAAAUUAAA
Molecule: messenger RNA, 4440 nt
Organism: Lytechinus pictus (painted urchin)
Lineage: Eukaryota; Metazoa; Echinodermata; Echinoidea; Temnopleuroida; Toxopneustidae
Exons: 3
Coding region: 952-1557 (201 amino acids)
Source: RefSeq, a predicted model, not a curated record